AUGUGAACUGGGGAUCCUCAACGCAAGCUUUGACUUACUUGAAUGCACUACAGCAUUCUAUUCGGCUCUCAGGAGUGGAAGAUCACGUGAAAAACUUCAGGCCUCAGUGCUUAAUUAUGACUGGUGCCCCAAAUGCACGUCCAGCUUUGCUUCACCUUGUCCAUGCUUUCACCAAGAACGUAGGCUUGAUGAUCUGUGGUCAUGUACAUAUGGGUCCUCGGAGGCAAGCCAUGAAGGAACUGGCAACUGAUUUGGCUAAAUAUCAGCGAUGGCUAAUUAAAAACAAGAUGAAGGCUUUCUAUGCACCAGUGCAUGCAGAGGACUUGAGGGAUGGAGGACAAUACUUAAUGCAGGCUGCUGGUCUGGGUAGAAUGAGACCUAACACCCUUGUUGUUGGAUUUAAGAAAAACUGGAGACAAGGUGACAUGAGAGAUGUUGAAACCUAUAUAAAUUUAUUCCAUGAUGCCUUUGAUAUUCAGUAUGGUGUAGUUGUCAUCCGCCUGAAGGAGGGCUUGGACAUUUCUCACCUUCAGGGCCAAG
Phaethon lepturus (White-tailed tropicbird) is the source of this 540-nucleotide messenger RNA. RefSeq names its product solute carrier family 12 member 2-like. Gene Ontology annotation, biological process: chloride ion homeostasis; sodium ion homeostasis; cell volume homeostasis. The transcript is spliced from 5 exons. The annotation marks the transcript as partial. Gene Ontology annotation, cellular component: membrane. NCBI's taxonomy places the organism in Eukaryota, Metazoa, Chordata, Aves, Phaethontiformes, Phaethontidae. The record is from RefSeq and is a predicted model, not a curated record. Gene Ontology annotation, molecular function: sodium:potassium:chloride symporter activity; ammonium channel activity.